AAAAAGAGACUUUAUCAUAGACCACAACGUGGAGAUGGCCACUGUCACCUGAAUUCUAGACUAGUAAUUUUCUCGGGUGUUCUGGUGUUGUGAGAAUGGCGUCACUUGGUGUGUGAGCGCUAUCCGCUUGCGACUCUGAGCUACACAGUUUGUUGUCACCGUCUUCGAUGGCGCUCUCCUGGAGCCGUUCGAGUGCCGUGGGGUGUGGGUUGGUGCCAGUGGUGAGAGCUGGGAAUGUGAGGAGUGAGAAGAGGUGUGUUCGCGGUGUGCAAGUGAGGGCAGCGGUUGCGUCCGCAUCCAAAAUUGCUGAUACUAUGCGGUAUAACAAGCUUGGCGACUCCGACCUUUUGAUCAGUGAAAUUACGUUGGGCACGAUGACAUGGGGCAACCAGAACACGGAGAAGGAGGCUCACGAGCAGCUUUGCUAUGCCUUUGACAAUGGGAUCAACAUUUUCGAUUCGGCUGAAGUUUAUCCGAUUCCUAUGACUCCAGAAACAACUGGGCGAACCGAUAAAUUUAUAAGCACCUGGUUGAAGACCAUGCCCCGGGAUAAGGUCAUUGUGGCAACCAAGGUAGCGGGAUACAGUGAAAAUAGAACUUAUAUCCGCGACAACGGCAAGACGGUGAGGGUGGACGAAGAAAACAUUACUGAAAGUGUAGACAAGAGUUUGAAGCGGCUAGGCACCGAUCAUAUUGACCUUCUUCAGAUCCAUUGGCCCGACCGUUAUGUGCCAUUGUUCGGAGAAAAAUACUUUGAUCCCCAAAAUAUGAGAGAAGCCGUUCCUAUCGUGGAGCAACUUGAAGCCCUGAAGAAGGUUAUUGAUCAAGGCAAGGUCAGGUAUGUGGGAGUAUCGAACGAGUCGUCAUGGGGAGUGAUGGAGUUCACCCGGGUAGCUGAGCAACUGAACCUCCCAAAAAUCGUCAGCAUCCAGAAUAGCUACAGUUUACUUGUUCGAACAAUGUUUGAAGUUGAUUUGGUGGAGGUAUGCCAUCCUGACAACUGCAAUGUUGGGCUACUUGCUUACUCUCCGCUUGGUGGAGGAGCCUUGACCGGGAAGUAUACAAACCCUGAAAAUACAACCGGACGAUUCAACAUAUUUCCUGGAUACAUGGCCCGCUACAACAAGGGGCUUGCCAGGGAGGCCGUUGGUUUGUACGUCGAGUUGGCCAAGAAACAUAAUUUGUCCCCAGUUGAGCUUGCUCUAGGUUUUUGUCGUGACCGACCUUUUGUUACUAGCUCUAUUAUUGGUGCGACUAGUUUAGAACAGUUGAAGGAAAAUAUGGAUGCUUUUGCAGUAACUAGACCUUUACCUGACGAGGUUAAGGCAGGUAUAGAUGAGAUAUUCAAAAGGUAUAGGGACCCAGCUUUUAUUUGAAACUUGUAAUUGCUCCAUUGUUUAGUAAAUUGUUGCAAGAAAUUCUUUUCACCUAGACCAA
Messenger RNA from Physcomitrium patens, 1437 nucleotides. RefSeq lists its product as uncharacterized. Gene Ontology annotation, molecular function: oxidoreductase activity. The record is from RefSeq and is a predicted model, not a curated record. NCBI's taxonomy places the organism in Eukaryota, Viridiplantae, Streptophyta, Bryopsida, Funariales, Funariaceae.